GUCGGCUCUCGAAGGAUGAUCGACAAGCGCCUCUUCAAGCCCGUCAAGGUCUUCUCGAUCGGUCUCUGCUCUGCGAUCGCGGUCAAGCUCGUGCUCUUCACCGAGUACAAGACGCCCAUGGGCCUGCCGCAGCAAGACCACUGCUUCUCCGCGCUGCAACGCUACACGCAGGACCAGCUCGACAAGUUCUUCAAGGUCGACGACCUCGGCAAGACGACCAAGGAAUAAGCCGCGGGAUGUACAAGCAAAUGUCUAUUCUUCCU
Molecule: messenger RNA, 263 nt
Organism: Saprolegnia parasitica CBS 223.65
Lineage: Eukaryota; Oomycota; Saprolegniomycetes; Saprolegniales; Saprolegniaceae
Exons: 2
Coding region: 16-228 (70 amino acids)
Source: RefSeq, a predicted model, not a curated record